Drosophila subpulchrella is the source of this 5115-nucleotide messenger RNA. RefSeq names its product translational regulator orb2. Bases 478 to 2685 code for a protein of 735 amino acids. Gene Ontology annotation, molecular function: lipid binding; mRNA 3'-UTR binding; translation factor activity, RNA binding. Lineage: Eukaryota; Metazoa; Arthropoda; Insecta; Diptera; Drosophilidae. The transcript has 5 exons. Gene Ontology annotation, biological process: negative regulation of cytoplasmic translation. Gene Ontology annotation, cellular component: neuron projection; cytoplasm; endoplasmic reticulum. The record is from RefSeq and is a predicted model, not a curated record.
GCAAAAUGUGAAAUGUGAAGCAGCAGCAGGCAGCAGCUAAAAUUUCAAACUAACGAUUAGCUUUCGUUCUCUCGGUAGAAAAAUUUGUAGAAAAUAUGCCACACGAAAAAAAAUCAACAAAAAAAAUGAACAUAUUUUUGUAAAGUAAAUAAACGAGCAAGACACGGUGUGCGCGUAUAUUUUGUGGGUUCGCAUUUUCUAAGACAGUGUUUUUGUGUGAAAACUUUUGGCCCAAUAACGAAACGCAUCGCAAAGAGGACAACAAAAGACAAUAACAAAUUCGCAGCGCGUGUGUCGGUGAGUGUGCGUCUGUGCGGGCGUGUGUGUGUGUGUGCAGGUGCCAAAAGAACGCGGAGAUAAACAAAUAUCCAAGUGGAUCGUUGGAGCUGUUUUGUUAUUGGCAUCUAGGGCAGCAGCGGAACUGAGGCGCAGCGGAGCCGCCCAAGUGCAGCCGUAGAAAGCGUUGGUGCGGGCACCAUGGACUCGCUCAAGUUACCAAAGGCCAACAGUGCCACCAGCAGUGCUAGCGGCAGCAACAGCAACCUGUCCGGCUCGACAUCCGCGUCCGCAUCCGCAGCCACAUCGCCCACAUCGUCGGGAAAUGCGGUUGGAGGCAUUCUCUCCGGUGCCCCAAAAUCGCCACCUGGCCUGAGCAGCAGCACCCCCAUCACGGUGCGAUUUAAUGCCAACGAGGAGUCCCUGGACGACAUCCUGCAGUCCUUCCAUCACAACAAGCACAGUCCAAGUGGCGGAGCGAGUGGCGGCGGCGAUGCCUCGCCCACCUCGAAUCUCCUGGGGAUGAAGAACAACGGGCUGGGACUCAACACCGGCCUGGUCGUGGGCGCCUGCGACUCCCUCUCCAGCAGCCCCUCGCAGCCCCAGAUGCAGGGCGGAUCCGCCUCCCUCUUCGGCAACGACGAAGUAACUCUGCGCAAUAAUUUCAUGCAAGCCGGUGGCUUUUUCAAUCGCAAAAGUUGCGGCGGCCUGCCGAAUCUCAAUCUCAACAAGCCGCCCCAGCUCCACCAGCAGCAGCAGCAGCAGCAGCAGCAACAGCAGCCGCAUCAGCAGCAUAAUCAACAGCAGCAACAUCAGCAGCAGCAGCAGCAGCAGCAUCAACAGCACCAGCAACACCAGCAGCAACAUCAGCAGCUGCAGCAGCAACUUUCGCCGAAUCUGAGUGCCCUGCACCAUCAUCAUCAUCAGCAGCAGCAGCAGCAGCAACUCCGUGAAGGCGGUGGAUCACAUAGCCCCUCCUCUCCGGGCGGCGGAGGAUCGCCGUACAACGGCUCCCAGGCGGGCUGCAGCAGUGGUGGCAUCUCGCCCAUUCCUCCCCAGAUGUCGGGCGUGUCGCCCAAGUACCGUCGCAGCAUAUCCUUCCCCAUCAAGGGCAAUUCUCCGACAGCUCUCUAUGGCAAUCCGCACAUGGAUGGCAUGGGCAGUGGUGGUCACAUGAACAUACCUACCCUGUCGAUUGGAAAUGGUGGUGGUGUUGGUGGAGGAGGUCCCGGUGGCAUGGUCUCGGCAGGAGCAACCGGCGGCGGAGAUGCCCCCUAUUUGGGAAGCAACAGCUAUGGCAACAUGAUGGCCUCCAACGGGCAGAUGCACCACGGCGGCAUGGACAACUCACUGAGCGAGUAUAUGCGCAACAUGUCGCUGGGCGGAAAUGGUGGUAAUGGAGAUGGCGGCAACAGCAUGUCCCUGUUGCAGGACAGGAUGCGUGUGAUGGGCGGUCCAAAGCAUCUGAGCGAAGCAGAUGCCAUGGCCAUUGCAGCAAGCGGAAAUGAUCCAUCCGUCUACUUGAAUGCCCUCAAGAUGGGCUCACCAUCGCGUCUCUCGCCCCACUCGCCGCAUUCACCCAUCCAGGGUGGUAAUGGAGGAAAUGUCGGCGAUGGCACGGCCCGAUUCUCCCGGAAGGUAUUCGUUGGUGGCCUGCCACCGGACAUCGAUGAGGACGAGAUCACCACCUCGUUUCGCCGCUUCGGGCCACUGGUCGUCGAUUGGCCACACAAGGCGGAGUCCAAGUCGUAUUUCCCGCCCAAGGGCUAUGCCUUCCUGCUGUUCCAGGACGAGAGCAGCGUGCAGCAGUUGAUAGACUCGUGCAUCACCGAUGAGGACAAGCUUUAUUUGUGUGUAUCCUCGCCAACGAUCAAGGAUAAGGCUGUGCAGAUUCGUCCUUGGCGUUUGGCCGAUGCGGAUUAUGUGCUGGAUGCUACCAUGUCGCUGGAUCCGCGCAAGACGGUGUUCGUGGGCGGAGUGCCACGUCCGCUGAAGGCCUUCGAGCUGGCCAUGAUCAUGGAUAGAUUGUAUGGCGGCGUGUGCUAUGCCGGGAUUGACACCGAUCCGGAGCUUAAGUAUCCCAAGGGUGCUGGCCGUGUGGCCUUCUCGAAUCAGCAGAGCUACAUUGCGGCCAUCUCGGCCAGAUUUGUGCAGCUGCAGCAUGGCGACAUUGACAAGCGGGUGGAGGUGAAGCCCUAUGUUCUGGACGAUCAGAUGUGCGAUGAGUGCGAGGGUCAGCGUUGCGGUGGCAAAUUCGCCCCGUUCUUCUGCGCGAAUGUGACCUGUCUGCAGUACUAUUGCGAGCACUGCUGGGCCGUGAUCCAUUCGCGGCCCGGACGGGAGUACCACAAGCCGCUGGUCAAGGAGGGCGCCGACCGGCCGCGUGCGGUGCCCUUUCGCUGGUGUUAACGGCGGCGCUGGUAGGCCGCGCUGCACGACGAGAGACGCCAACAGAGGGAGCAACGACACCGGUUGUUGAACGCAGCGCUGGCAGUGCCCAGAAUCAUCACGGAGGCAGGAGGAUCGGGAGGAGCAGUUGGAGAAGCAGUUGGAGAAGUAGGAGCCGCCGGCGGAGAAGCAGCAGCGGAUCGACGGCGAAGAAUCUAGUAAAUUAUCAUUAGAGACAACCCACAAACACACACACACACCACACACACAAAAGACAAUUGGCCCUGGGGGUGGGGAAAUCAAUCCCCAAAACCCAAAUGGGCAAGGUGCAGCAUAUAGCAUAUAGCAUAUGGGGCUGGAUGAAGGUGUCCCCUUGAACAGCCGCCAGAGUCUAGAAUCGAGAAACGAAAGCCCUCAGAAAGCAACAUAGUUUUAGUCCUUAUUUAUAUUCGGCAAUCAGUUUAUUGUUUUGCUCUUCUAGUUCUAUAUUUGUACGAAAUUUUAGUUUUGUUUUUGAGUUCGAUGCCUGCACAGUAUUUUUUGUACUUUAUUUUUAUAACAGUUUUUUGUUUGUUAAGGGGGAAUCCCAAGAUGCCAUAUAAUCUCAUAAAAAUACCACCAUCGAAAGAAAUGAACAUGGAGGAACAUUUACCUCCUCGUAGUCAGCCAAAAUCCUCGCAAAGGGCCUAUGAAUUAUUCCCCCUUACCCAUUCUUUUUAACUAGCUAACGUAGGAGCCAUCUUGUAUGCCAAUCGAGGCUAGUCCUAAAAUUAUCAGUGAGCUGCUAUCCCUCUCUCGAAAGGCUUUUUGCUCGAGUGGGCAGGGGCUGUCCUUAAGUUCCUAAAUUGUGACAAAAUCAAAAAUACAUUGGUUUUUGUAUUAAACCCUCCUCCCUAAUUAGAUCAAUUUGUAAAAUUCAUACGAAAGACUUUCAAAAAGACAAUAUGCGGAAUGUCAGACAUUUUUAAGCGAGCAAUUUCAUACUAUCUCGGUGAGAGAUCAGUUAAUCAUAUCAUAUCUAUAUACAGUUCAUAAUGUGGCUCAUGAAACGCAACUACUGAUAAUCCAUAUAUUUUUUGUUCCAUUAAACGAUAGUUAAUAUGGGCCUUAAACAAUUCCAGAUACUGCUAUGCGGAGAAAUCGUAUAUAUUCUUUGUCCAAUAUAUGCGAUUGCUCUUCCAACACGCUGCUAAUUCUUGCUAAUUCAUUACACUUCAUUUAGGUAUGUGAAAAUCGUAAAAAGCUUGUAUACAUACUACACGAAACCAUACACUCGAUACACUCAUACACAAUACGUUUGCAAACUCCUUAGAAGUCCUGCCAAGAGGUGGCUUUCCUACGAUUUUCACAUGCCUUCCGUUUGGGUAAUGCUUACGAUUGGAAACUAGUUAAAGCGAUAAAUCGAUGUUACUUUACACUAAUCAAGUAGUUAAGUACCCACACUCUGCGAAAGGUUUUUUCUUUCCUAAUAUCGACGGCUCAUUUUUAAUUUUAAUCUAGUCGACUCUCACACACACGUACGUACACAACCCACACCACAUUUACACUGAAAGUUUACUUGCAUUUGUUGCCAUUUGGCUUAACAGAAAAUAAUAAUAAAAAAUAUAUAUAUAAAUAAUAAUAAUUAAAAAUUAGAGAAACAGUCAAAAUGCUUGUGUUCAGUAUUAUGAUUUAUUUAUAAUUUUCCACUGCAACGUGUUAAAUGUCAUAAUUUGCCUUAUUUAUUUACCAAUUGCUUUUCGUUAUUUAAUUUACGGCGUGUUGCUAGCUAAGGGACAGAGGGCUUAUCUCCCGAAGAUAUAAUAAAACGUAUAUAUUAAUGAAAAUCUGUAAUGUAAAAACAAUUUUUAUAUUUGACAUACAUCUAUUAACACUAUGAAUACUUGUAUUAGACAACUUUUUAUAUAGAGACUUUUUGUAAAAACUUUUUUUUAUUACUCUUAUGAUUAUUCAGAAGAUAGUUUAGUCCAAAUAACUAAAGACAAAAUGAGAAAACCAAAAAUGCGAAGAUAAAUAGACAUGCUAAAACAUCUAAUGGAAAUUUAAAUAUAUACAACUUAUGUGCAAUACUAUUUCGUAAACGAUUCAAGCGUAUUAUUAAAUACCAAAUAUGUAAACAACUUAAAAAAGAUAUGUAUCUGUACAAACAUAAAGUAUACAAGAUAAUUGCAAUCGUAUUACCACAAAGUAGUCAAAUAUUACCGAUCCCCAAUGAACCCCCAACUUUCAACUAAUUGGCAUGCAUUUUUUGACAUGCGAACGGGGCUUGAAGUUCGCGUUCGGUGCUCUCCCCUGAAUCCUAACAUACAAAAAUCAAAUGGAAGAAUAUCUAGACUUAGGGCAAUACUUACGAAGAAAAUUAUCAAAAUGUAAAACGAGCAAAACAAUUUUGUAAAUUAUACGCGUUAAGGGACGAGACAAAAUUUGCUACGGUGCAUGCAAACAAUACGA